AUGGCGGAAGCUGCAGCCAAAUCCGUGCUGGGUACAAUCAGUCGGGGACACCUCGAAUGCCCGAUUUGUUGCUGUCGUUUCACCGAUCCCAAGCUGCUGGACUGUCUGCACAGCUGCUGCCUGAACUGUCUAGACGAGCUCAUCAGCAGACAGCAACCCAAGGCGGGCGAGAUUACGUGCCCAUUCUGCAGGCGGGUAACUGCGGUACCAGACACCGGAUUGCAGGGUCUUCCCAACUGCUUUUUCCUGAGUUCCCUUGUCGAUGAAUUCAACAAGCAGGAGCGGUUGCUGGGCGACGCACCAGCGGAUACUCGUUCAUGUGAGGAAUGCGACGAGGGCUUGGAAGCCGUCUCAAGGUGCUUAGACUGUGAUGGGAACAUCUGUCAGAAAUGUUUGGAUGUCCAUCGGAAACUGAAAUCUACUAAGAAACAUCGGAUCGUAAACUUCGAUCAAAGUAGAUCACAGGUACCUCUGGCGGAUCUUCGGAAGAAAGAUUGGCUGCAAUGUCACAAACACACUAAUCAGGAACUCUGUUUUUACUGCGAGACAUGCGAGACCUUGGCCUGUGCGAAAUGUGCUGCGUUAGAUCAUCGGACAGCGGAGCAUGAAUACAGAGAAGUCCCAGAUGCCAUAAGAUCGUACCGUCAGGAUGUCAGUGAGAGUCUGCGAAAGUUUGAACAGAGCAGAGAGGAAUUCAAAGUCGCCGAUGAUUCCUUGCAACAUGCAAGGAACAGGCUGAGAAUCAUGGUCGCCCGGGCUUGUAAAGACAUCACCGCCAAAGAGAGAGAAGAGAUUGCAAAGAUCAGAAAUAAGUCUCGCCUGCUCAGAGACGAAGUAAAACACAUUGGAAAAGAACGAGAUAGGAAGUUUGAGGAAGUCCAGAAAAACAACCGUGACAAGGUGGAGCGGGCCGAGCAAAUCGUAGCGACAGUCAACGAUUUGAUGCAACAAGCUGACGACUUUGAGCUUUUGGAUCUCAAACCGAAAGUGAUGCAUAACUUGGAGUUCAAGGAGGAACUUAAAUUGGAACAGGCGCAGCAUGAGCUGUCAUUCAUUGGGAUCAAAUGUCAAGAUGUCGUUGCAAAUACAAGCCUUGGCGAAGUGCUUCUGGAAGAAAAAUGGCAGUUGAAGGAAGUGUUGGAUGAGGACUCUGGUGACGGCCAAUAUAAAAGCGCUGAAGGCGUUGCUUGUCUAAGCAAUGAUGAUUUGGCCAUAACAGACACAGGCAAACAACAGUUAAAAAUUGUAAAUUCGGCUGGAGGUAAAACACCUGUUGGUUGGGAUAUCCUGAAUGACCCCUGCGGAGUUGUUGUUUCUGGUGAUGAUGUAUUACUUGUCACCGAUAAGAUGCAUGUCAAGGUGUUUGACUCAAGUCUAGAAUUCAUUCGCCAGUUCACACCAUCACAUAAUGACACAGGACAGGACUCAGAGAGUUGUCUCACAGGUAUCGCUGUGGACGAGAAGAAUCGGAUAGCAGUGGCAGACAGCGGCAGAAAGCUCAUAUCUCUCCACAUGCUGGAUGGAUCCCUGAUGAAAACCAUUCCACAUGAAAUGGUUGGUUACGGUUUGGCCGUUGGCAUUAAAGAACGCUUGAUCUUCACAAACUACUCAAAUGAGAGAUUGAUUUGCAUAACCUAUACAGGAGAAGGGGUGUUCAGUGUUAGUACUUCAUGUGUCAAGCAACAUGGCAGACCCUCUGGCGUGUGCUGCGAUGAUGCAGGUGAUAUCUAUGUCUCCGUUGAUUCCGAAGAAUUUGAAGGCGGUGAAGUGCACCAUUAUACACCUGAAGGUGUUUUCAUCGGGCGGGUGGCUCGCGGACUUCACUCUCCCUGCGGCCUGACAUUCACGCCAAGCGGAGACCUCGUGGUGGCUGACGAGGUGUCAGUCAAGAUCUUCCAGCGGAUGUAG
Messenger RNA from Patiria miniata (bat star), 1908 nucleotides. Its product is annotated as E3 ubiquitin-protein ligase TRIM56-like. Gene Ontology annotation, biological process: positive regulation of DNA-templated transcription. The coding region runs from base 1 to 1908 and encodes 635 amino acids. The record is from RefSeq and is a predicted model, not a curated record. Gene Ontology annotation, cellular component: nucleoplasm; chromatin. Lineage: Eukaryota; Metazoa; Echinodermata; Asteroidea; Valvatida; Asterinidae. Gene Ontology annotation, molecular function: ubiquitin-protein transferase activity; zinc ion binding. The transcript has a single exon.